GUUGAGUUAUUAGCCAUUGGUAUCUUCAAUGGCGCCCACUGAAACUGAAGGAGCCUCAUAAUCGGAUUCUCAGUCAAAAUUCCAGAUUUGCAAACCUUUUUUGUACUUCCAGAGACACGGAAACUAAUGUUACUGUUUCUUUAGGGUUUCUUUCUCGCUUUUUAAGUAAUUUUAUUUAGGGUUAUAUAGAUAUAGUUAUGCUAUAAGGGGUAGUGAUAUUGGGUACAGAAGCAAUCGAAGGAAAAAAUGUCGAGCUGGCGUAGAGUGUUGAAGUCCUUACAGGCACUGGCGGCUCAUAGCCUCCUCCUUUGUUUCACCGUCCUCCUCGUCCUCAAGCUCGACCAUAUCGUCCCUAACUCUUGGUGGGUAGUUUUUUUCCCACUUUGGAUAUUUCAUGCAGUUGUUGCCCGAGGAAGAUUUUCGUUACCUGCUCCUUCAGUCCCUCAUAAUCGCCAUUGGGCACCUUGCCAUGCAAUUGUCGCAACACCAUUGCUUAUUGCAUUUGAGCUGCUCCUUUGCAUACAUCUGGAGAGUGUUUAUGUUAUUGGUUCUGCAGCAGUAAACUUGAAGAUCGUCUUUCUUCCCUUACUGCUAUUUGAAAUCAUUGUUUUAGUUGACAAUUUCAGAAUGUGUAGGGCACUGAUGCCGGGAGAUGAGGAAAGCAUGAGCGAUGAAGCAAUAUGGGAGACCCUACCUCACUUCUGGGUGGCAAUUUCAAUGGUUUUCUUUGUGGCUGCUACAGUUUUCACCCUCCUAAAGCUAUGUGGUGAUGUAGGUGCCCUUGGCUGGUGGGACUUAUUUAUAAAUUUUGGCAUCGCGGAGUGCUUUGCCUUUCUUGUUUGUACAAAGUGGUCUAAUCCGGUGAUUCACAGAAAUUCUCACACAAGAGAAGCUACUUCAUCUUCCACAACUAUCAGAUAUCUUGACUGGAAUAGUGGUUUAGUAGUUUCUUCUUCCGAGGAGGAUCAGCAUACAGAUAGAAUGUGCGGCCUGCAAGACAUUGGUGGCCAUAUUAUGAAAAUUCCAGUAAUUGGUUUCCAAGUGCUCCUUUGUAUGCGCUUAGAGGGAACACCUACUGGUGCUAGAAAUAUAUCUCUACCUCUUAUUUUCUCUCCUCUUUUCGUACUUCAAGUAGCUGGUGUCCUAUUUGCUGCUUCUAAGUUGGUGGAGAAACUUUUGCUUUUACUGCAAAAUGGAGCUGGCUCGGGAAGAUAUUUUACGUUCUCUUCAAGAGCUUAUGACUACUUGAGUUUCUUGCGUCAUGGUUCCAGGUUUUUGGGUUGGUGGUCUAUUGAUGAAGGAAGUCAUGAGGAACGGGCCAGACUUUUUCAAGAAGGGGCUUCUGGGUAUAACACUUUCUGUGGUUAUCCACCUGAGAUGGUGAAGAAAAUGCCUAAGAAGGAUCUUGCCGAGGAGAUCUGGAGACUUCAAGCAGCCCUUGGUGAGCAGACAGAAAUAACCAAGUAUAGCCAGCAGGAGUUUGAAAGACUUCAAAAUGAAAAGGUGUUGUGUAGGGUUUGCUUCGAAGGAGAAAUCAGCAUGGUCCUGCUUCCAUGUAGGCAUCGCAUCCUUUGUAGCAUCUGCUGUGAGAAGUGUAAAAGGUGCCCAAUUUGCCGAGUCGCCAUUGAGGAGCGAUUACCUGUUUAUGAUGUUUAACUUUUUAACUAAUUCAGUUUAGUAAAACCAUGUUUCGACUGGUUUCAACUGAAUUUCUUGUUCUAGAGAGUGCUGCUUGUUCAUAUUAACCCAAGCAAACUUUAGGAGACGGUACACGGUUGUACAACUAGAGGGGAUCAACCUUUCUCUGCUGGUUAAAUUGUAAUAUAUUUUGCUUCUUGGUACAGAAAAUGAUGUAAUCUUUGGUAACAUUUUAUAUGCCAUAUGCAUUGCUCUAUGUGUUUGCGCUC
Messenger RNA from Tripterygium wilfordii, 1907 nucleotides. RefSeq lists its product as uncharacterized. The transcript has 14 exons. The record is from RefSeq and is a predicted model, not a curated record. NCBI's taxonomy places the organism in Eukaryota, Viridiplantae, Streptophyta, Magnoliopsida, Celastrales, Celastraceae. Bases 247 to 1656 code for a protein of 469 amino acids.